AUGUCUCUUCCCGAACGGCCGGGCGCAAGCCCGACCUACAAUCAGCGCAAUGCUUACCGCAACUCACCAUCGCGACGCUCAAGACCCGUCGAUAUCGAGACUGGUGGUUACCAUGCAGUAGACAAUCUGGCUUCACACCAACGUGGGAAAUCUGGUUCCUCUUUCGCAGAGUCCAUCGGUAUUAAUUCGAAUACAGAGAGCAUGCCUCUGUCGCCAACGUCCCCAGACGGACAAACGCGCCAUGCCGGCCCGGAACAACCCAUUUCUCGAAAACGAAGUUUGAUUCGCCCGGAGAGAAACAGAAUCGAUAGAGAUCACAGAAACUACCACUACCACAAGCACGCUGCUCACAUGAAUAUCCUGCCAUCUUCGACUGGAAAUGACCCUAUUUAUGAGGAUUUUGAAGCAUCAACAGAGCGGUCUAACUCGAACUACAACGACGGUGGCUCAGAUGGUUCUCCUCGACAAAGGCGAACCGUCAGUGGGGACCACGAGAAGAGCGCUGCUGUUGCAUCGGCUGUUCCUACCCCAGACCGUACAAAGUCAGGUAAGAUCAAGAGAAGAUCGAAGCGCCAUUCGAAGCCGCCAAAGCGAAUUGAAGAGCAGCUUCGGCCGCCUACUUUCUGGAAUGUUUACUGUGCCAUUGUCACUUUUUGGGCGCCCGGCUUCAUCAUGAAGUGCUGCGGUAUGCCAACAAGGGCACAGCAGCGUGCUUGGCGUGAAAAGAUGGGUCUCAUCAGUAUUAUCUUUGUUAUCAUGGCCAUUGUCGGCUUUCUCACAUUCGGAUUCACCGCCGUGGUUUGUGGUGCCCCCCAGGAGCGACUGCGCGUCAACAAGGUUGAUGGCGGCAACAUGAUCUUCCACGGUGUGGCCUACGAUCUGUCUAAAUCUCAUCACCCUCCGGCACAGGGAAUGCCUCUUCGUGGAGAUGGAUUAGGUCCUAACGUCCUUUACGAUCUUCCGGAGAAGAACGCGGGUAUGGACGGAAGCUUUUUGUUCCAGAACGUCAACGGUCGAUGCAAGGGUUUGAUCACACUCGCUGACAAGUCGGACGUGCCUACGAAUGAUGAUGGCGAUUUGGCCUGGUACUUUCCUUGCAAAACCUUUAAGCAAGACGGCUCCAGCAAGGUCAACACAACCGUUCCUUAUUCUUCUGGCUAUGGCUGUCACACGACACUCAACUCCCGAAACGCGUUCUAUCUCGACUUGAGUGGUGCUGCGGAUGUCUACUUCACCUGGGACGAUAUCAAGAACAACUCUCGUAACCUCGUCGUCUACUCAGGAAACGUUCUCGAUCUCGAUCUCCUCCACUGGUUCAACUCAAGUCAGGUUGACAUUCCCAAGCGUUUUGAAGAGCUCCGAGACAAGAAAUCGGAAGUCAAUAAGGCUAUUCGCGGUCGCGAUGUCACACGCAUGUUCCAGUCUUCUUCAGACAAGAAGUAUGUCCAAUGUUUUGAAGAGAUUAUUAAGGUCGGCUCUGUUGAUACUGAGUCAAUCGGCUGCAUUGCUUCCAAGAUUGUUCUUUAUUGUGCACUGGUUCUUAUUCUUUCAGUCGUUGGUGUUCGCUUUUUCUUGGCCAUCAUCUUCCAAUGGUUCAUCUGUCGCAAGUACGCGCCCAGCAAGACCUCCCAGACCUCGGACCGCAGAAAGCGUAACAAACAGAUCGAGGAUUGGUCAGAGGAUAUUUACCGCGCCCCCAUUCGCCUUCCUGGCGAUGUUGGAAGCACAGUCUAUGGCUCGUCGGAUCGAAGCAGCAAACGUGGAUCAUUCCUCCCUACUACAUCUCGAUUCUCCACUGUCGGCGGUCCCGAUGUCAGGGCUCAAACUGGGCGACGCAUGCCAACAACCAUGGCCAGUCAGAGCACCUCUAACCAGCUACUCUCACCUGGCGGUAUGUUCAAGCAGGGUAACGAGAGCCGCGGCAGCUUCCUCCGUUCCGACCCAUACUCGAGCACACCUACCGAUGGCCCCGGUCCUGCUGGCUUCAUUCAUGAUGCUGUGGUUCCUCAGCCUCCCUCUGACUGGAUGCCCUUUGGUUUCCCAUUGGCUCACACGAUGUGUCUGGUCACUGCUUACUCUGAAGGAGAAGAGGGUAUCCGAACUACUCUGGACUCGAUUGCAACCACUGAUUAUCCCAACAGCCACAAGGUUAUUGUUGUUAUCUGUGACGGUAUCAUCAAGGGUCAAGGUGAAACCAUGUCGACACCUGAUGUCUGCCUGGGUAUGCUGAAGGAUCACUCAAUUCCUCCGGACAUGGUUGAGCCAUUCUCGUAUGUGGCUGUUGCCAGCGGUUCCAAGCGACACAACAUGGCCAAGAUCUACUGUGGUUUCUACGAUUAUGGAAAGAACUCUCGUAUCCCCGCUGAUCGUCAGCAGCGAGUGCCAAUGAUGGUCGUUGUUAAGUGCGGAACUCCCGAUGAAGCCUCCAAGUCCAAGCCUGGUAACCGUGGAAAGAGAGACAGUCAGAUCAUUCUCAUGUCUUUCCUCCAGAAGGUCAUGUUUGAUGAGCGAAUGACAGAGCUCGAGUACGAAAUGUUUAACGGUUUAUGGAAGGUUACGGGUAUCUCGCCGGAUUAUUACGAAAUUAUCCUUAUGGUUGACGCCGACACUAAAGUGUUCCCGGACAGUUUGACUCACAUGAUUUCUGCUAUGGUCAAGGAUCCUGAGAUCAUGGGUCUUUGCGGUGAAACGAAGAUUGCCAACAAACGAGACAGCUGGGUCACGGCCAUCCAGGUGUUUGAGUACUUUGUCUCUCAUCAUCUUGCCAAGUCGUUCGAAUCCGUCUUUGGUGGUGUCACCUGUCUGCCCGGUUGUUUCUGUAUGUACCGUAUCAAGGCACCCAAGGGUGGUCACAACUACUGGGUUCCCAUUCUGGCCAACCCCGACAUUGUUGAGCAUUACUCGGAGAACGUGGUCGAGACCUUGCACGAGAAGAACUUGUACCUUUUGGGUGAGGAUCGUUUCCUUACAACUCUGAUGCUCCGAACGUUCCCCAAGCGAAAGCAGGUCUUUAUUCCACAGGCAGUAUGCAAAACAACCGUCCCCGACGAGUUCAUGGUUCUCCUUUCUCAAAGACGUCGAUGGAUCAACUCAACUAUCCACAACCUGAUGGAACUGGUUCUGGUCCGUGAUCUUUGCGGUACCUUUUGCUUCUCCAUGCAGUUUAUCAUUUUCGUCGAACUGGUCGGCACUCUGGUUCUGCCUGCUGCCAUUGCAUUCACCUUCUACGUCGUUAUUACCUCCAUCAUCAACUCACCGCCCCAAAUCAUUCCUCUUGUCCUCUUGGCCUUGAUUCUUGGUCUACCCGGUCUUCUUGUUAUCGUCACAGCCCACUCAUGGUCCUACAUUGUGUGGAUGCUCAUCUACCUGCUGGCGCUGCCAAUCUGGAAUUUUGUUCUACCGACCUAUGCGUUCUGGAAAUUCGAUGACUUCUCCUGGGGUGAGACUCGAAAGACAGCUGGUGAAAAGACUAAGAAGGCUGGCCUUGAGUACGAGGGUGAAUUCGACAGCAGUAAGAUUACGAUGAAGCGAUGGGCCGAGUUUGAGCGCGACAAGCGAUCAAAGAGUGGUUACUGGGGCUCAAGGGAGAAUGUUAUUGGAGGAGGUGGUGGACAAAGCUGGACGAGCCCCCCAGGCCACCAGUAUAAUGAGGAGUACUACUCUGACGCUUGA
Molecule: messenger RNA, 3672 nt
Organism: Fusarium coffeatum
Lineage: Eukaryota; Fungi; Ascomycota; Sordariomycetes; Hypocreales; Nectriaceae
Exons: 2
Coding region: 1-3672 (1223 amino acids)
Cellular component (GO): cell septum; cell periphery
Molecular function (GO): chitin synthase activity
Source: RefSeq, a predicted model, not a curated record